UCGCCAGAAGCAGCAGGAGGAGGAGGAGGAGGAGGAGGCUCUGGCUGUGUGGAGAUCGCGUGAGGGGAGCCCGGCCGCCGCCGCCACCCCCCCGUGACCGGAGAGCGCGAGCCAAGCGAGGAGGGGAAGGCCUCGCGGAGGAGGAGGAGGAGGAGGCGGCGGACUCGAGCAAGCCCGCGCUGAGGCGAGGCGAGGCUCCGGCUCGCCGCCCCGCACAGCCUCUCUCUCUCUCUCUCCCUCGCGCGCGCGCUCUCCCUCCCUCCCCCCUUCUCCUCCUCCCUCCCCUCCAACAUGUCGGCGCCGGCGGCCAAAGUCAGCAAGAAGGAGCUCAACUCCAACCACGACGGGGCCGACGAGAUCUCAGACAAAGAGCAACAGGAAGCAAUUGAACAUAUUGAUGAAGUACAGAAUGAAAUAGACAGACUGAAUGAACAAGCCAGUGAGGAAAUUUUGAAAGUAGAACAGAAAUACAACAAACUCCGCCAACCAUUCUUCCAGAAGAGGUCAGAAUUGAUCGCCAAAAUCCCAAAUUUUUGGGUAACAACAUUUGUCAACCACCCACAAGUAUCUGCACUGUUGGGGGAAGAAGAUGAAGAAGCACUGCAUUAUUUGACCAGAGUCGAGGUGACGGAGUUUGAAGACAUCAAAUCAGGUUACAGAAUAGAUUUUUAUUUUGACGAGAAUCCGUAUUUUGAAAAUAAGAUGCUCUCCAAAGAGUUUCACCUGAAUGAGAGUGGGGACCCGUCAUCAAAAUCCAGUGAAAUCAAAUGGAAAUCUGGGAAGGAUCUGACAAAGCGUUCAAGCCAGACACAGAACAAGGCCAGCAGAAAGAGGCAGCACGAAGAACCAGAAAGCUUCUUCACUUGGUUUACUGACCAUUCUGAUGCAGGAGCUGAUGAGCUAGGCAAGGUCAUUAAAGAUGACAUCUGGCCAAACCCAUUGCAGUACUACCUGGUUCCUGAUAUGGAUGACGAAGAAGGUGAAGGAGAGGAGGAGGAUGAUGAUGAUGAAGAGGAGGAAGGACUGGAGGACAUUGAUGAGGAAGGUGAUGAAGAUGAGGGUGAAGAAGAUGAAGAUGAUGAUGAGGGUGAAGAAGGAGAGGAGGAUGAAGGAGAAGAUGACUGAACACUGAUGGAUUCCAACCUCCCUCUGACCCCUCCCCUCUUUUUUUCCCCCCUCCAGUCCCUGGGAGCAAGUUACCGUCUUUCCCCCCUCCUUUUGUGCUCAGUCGCCUUGUUCUCUUGAGGUCUUUUUUUCUCUCCUCUUCACCAUGGUUCACAAAAUUUUUGGAGAAAAAUAUCUUGAGCAGAAUACAGUGGAAAAGAAUCUCUAUUCAUUUCAAUUUUUUUAUCCCUCUGUUUUGAAACAAACUGUUAAAUGAAAUCCACACGCCGUGUUCUGUGGGGAGGAAAGAGAACCUUCUGCUCCCUUCACUCUGCUGGAAGCUGAAGAGUGCUAGGCCCCUGUGUAGUAGUGCAUAGAAUCUAGCUUUUUCCUUCUUUCUCUGUAUAUUGGGCUCGGAGAUUACACUGUGUCUCUAUGUGAAUAUGGACAGUUAGCAUUUACCAACAUGUAUCUGUCUACUCUCUUGUUUAAAAAAAAAAGAAAAAGCUAAAAAAAGGGGUUAUAGACAGGGUAAGCGUGGGUGGGUUUCAGAUGUUGGGGUGGGUUAAGUGGGCAUUUUGACAAAACAUGACUUCUCCUUUGGCAUGUUUAAUUGUGAUGUUUAAACAAAACAUCCUUACAGUUUAAGAUGACACUUUUAAAAAAAUAAAAUUCUCUCCUAAUGAUGACUUUUGAGCCCUCCCACUUGAUGGAGAAUCAGCAGAACCUGUAGGAUCUUAUUUGGAAUUGACAUUCUCUAUUGUAAUUUUGUUCUUUGUUUUGUUUUUUCAAUUUUUUUUUUGUUUCACUGGAAAAGAAAGAUGCUCAGUUUUAAACGUUAAAAAGUGUACAAGUUGCUUUGUUACAAUAAAACUUAAUGUGUACACCAGGGGGCUGAUAGUCUUCACUGAAGAAGCAUGUUUUGACCCAGAGCCUUUAGUUUGGUUUCUCAGUGUACAAAUGUUCCAUUCGUACUAAAUAUAUAUAUUGCAGGAAAGACAAUGAUUAAAAAGCAACGUCCACAUGUAUAUAAAAAUCAUUGCAGUUUCCUCCCCUUUAACAAAACCUUUAAGUCCCUCAUACAGCCUAAAGCUUUCCAAGGCUUGACGGUUGAGGCAGGAGAGGCAUCUGCUGUCCCUGCCACAUCCCAGAGCUUACUUGGGACUGGUUUUCUCAGUCAGUGUGGAAGACGGCCAAGCAAAGCUCUCUUUUAAUUAGUUCUCUGGAUUUGGCCCUCGGUCAUUCUUGGGACUUGAGUACCUGUUUUGAAAUCUAGCAAGAGUGAUACUUCAAAAAAAAUCAUAUUUGAUGUAGGUGGAAUUUUAACUGUAACUUCAUCUAUUGGUAUCAAUAAAGAUCAUCACUGGAUUGGCACAUGUUAAGUGGGUGUUGGUCCUUAAAGAGUCUCUUGAAUUUUGGCCUCUUUUCCUCAGUAGUGGUUUAUGACUUGAGUGUGGUUUAAACACUUGUUCUUCCAAGAUGUUCUAAUCCUAGUUGACCGUGGAAGAAUCUUCACUGGUGCUUCUUGAGAAGUGUGUGAAUAAGGCUUCCAUAUAGAGUAGGAAGUGAAACACAGAUUAUAACACAAUUGAGCAAGAAUAUGUACAGGUAGGUCUGCAGAAAAUAUUUCCAUGCCAUAUCCUAGAUGAAUGUUGGAAAGGAAAUCUAAAUGGUUUUAACACAAUAUCUUACUCUAGAAAUGUAAUGUGUAAAAAUGUAUGUGCAGCUGUUUAGACCAGUAAAAAACUACACUUUCAAUCUACUGAAAAGUGUAUUUUGGAAUAGAGUAGGUUUAUAGCAAAUCAUUUGUGUAGGGUUGUGAAUCUAGACAGUGGCUGCAAAAUAGUGUGUUAUGCUGAAAAGUGAGGAACUGGUGUCUCACUCUCCACUUGUCAACAGGUUGUAGCAAAAACUGCUUUUGACCUCAUUUACCAACUUGCAACAUUGUUCACAUCUUCUCUUUUAAGAACUUUGAAAUGUAGGCAUUUUGAGAAUUUUAAAACAUUGAUAGUCGGUGCAGAGAGACCUUAAAUAAUGACCUUAAGCAGCAGUUCUUUAACUGGUAGUAGCACAAGAUCAGGCUGCUAAGGUGUGAUUU
Molecule: messenger RNA, 3202 nt
Organism: Gekko japonicus
Lineage: Eukaryota; Metazoa; Chordata; Lepidosauria; Squamata; Gekkonidae
Gene: SET
Product: SET nuclear proto-oncogene
Exons: 8
Coding region: 292-1125 (277 amino acids)
Biological process (GO): nucleosome assembly
Cellular component (GO): chromatin; nucleus
Molecular function (GO): histone binding; chromatin binding
Source: RefSeq, a predicted model, not a curated record